UGACAGAGCGAGUAGCGAGCGAACGGCAAUCACGGUAGCGAUUAGAGCGGAGAACAUCCAGGAACCGAGCUCGGGUGAGAUCAGUGCGGCUUGGAGCCGAGUGUGCCUCCCGUAACUCUCUUCAAAGCAGAUACUGAUUUCUAGUUGGUUUAUCUGCAGCUGAAGUUUGAUCCUGCAGUAUUUCAGAGGAGAAAUGUUUAGUUUCCUAGCUAAUUGUUGCUGCUGGCUGAAACAUUGGCGAGAACCUGUCAGGAAGGUUACUCUACUAAUGGUGGGAUUGGAUAAUGCUGGAAAAACUGCAACUAUAAAAGGGAUUCAAGGAGAGCCUCCAUAUUUUACAGAUCCAACGGUGGGGUUUUCAAGAGUUGAUAUAAAACAGGGGAAAUUCGAAGUCACCAUUCAUGACUUAGGUGGAGGGAGAAAUAUCAGAUCUAUCUGGAAGAACUAUUAUGCUGAAUCCUUUGGCGUUAUUUUCGUUGUGGACUCCAGUGAUAUUAUUCGAAUGGAAAUAGUUAAAAAAGCUGUGACCGACGUCAUAAGGCAUCCUGGGAUUUCUGGAAAACCUGUGCUUGUAUUGGCAAACAAACAAGAUUGUGUUGGUGCUUUAGGAGAGGCUGAACUCAUAGAGCGCCUUUCAUUGGAGAAGUUGGUCAAUGAAAAUAAAAGCUUCUGCAAAAUUCAACCAUGUUCUGCUGUUCGGGGAUAUGGAAAAACAUUGGACGAGGCAAUUAAAGAAGGCCUUAAUUGGCUUUUGGUUACCAUAGCAAAGGAUUAUGGCAACCUUCAAGAACGGGUUGAAAACGAUGUGAUGCUGCAGAAGGCACGGGAAGACCAAGAGAAACGAGAACGUGCAGAAAGAGUACGAAAAAUCCGAGAGGAGAGAGAACUGAAAGAAAGGGAAGAUGCUAAAAGAGAUGGACACCUGUUAAAUCAAGAUGACAGUGAUGAAUCAGAUCCACAAACAAACCCCUUUCAACCACUACCCAAGAUCAUUUUUGUGAAUGAAGAGGAAAUCAAAGGGCAGAAAGAAAAGAACAAUCGAAUCCCUAAUCGAGACCCUCCACUAAAUAUUGCAGAACAGGGACCAUCUAAGAUGGAAAAGAGUACCAGAGAUACUGUUCCAAAUGAUCAGCCACUGAAAUUGGGUGCCACUGCAGAAGCAGUAACUGAUAAGCUCCAAGUACCUGGAUCGCACCGUAAAAUGCAAGACUCUGGGAAGAAAAAGUCCAAGAAGUUUCGAAUGAAGACAAAGAAUAUUGUAGAACCAGGCAAUGUAGGUGAUGACUCUGGAAAUUUAAGGGUACUUCGUUUGUCUGAUACUUCUCAACCUGCAGAUCAUUUGUUGCUUCAAGAACGGGUUGAAAACGAUGUGAUGGUGCAGAAGGCACGGGAAGACCAAGAGAAACGAGAACGUGUAGAAAGAGUACGAAAAAUCCCAGAGGAGAGAGAACUGAAAGAAAGGGAAGAUGCUAAAAGAGAUGGACACCUGUUAAAUCAAGAUGACAGUGAUGAAUCAGAUCCACAAACAAACCCCUUUCAACCACUACCCAAGAUCAUUUUUGUGAAUGAAGAGGAAAUCAAAGGGCAGAAAGAAAAGAACAAUCGAAUCCCUAAUCGAGACCCUCCACUAAAUAUUGCAGAACAGGGACCAUCUAAGAUGGAAAAGAGUACCAGAGAUACUGUUCCAAAUGAUCAGCCACUGAAAUUGGGUGCCACUGCAGAAGCAGUAACUGAUAAGCUCCAAGUACCUGGAUCGCACCGUAAAAUGCAAGACUCUGGGAAGAAAAAGUCCAAGAAGUUUCGAAUGAAGACAAAGAAUAUUGUAGAACCAGGCAAUGUAGGUGAUGACUCUGGAAAUUUAAGGGUACUUCGUUUGUCUGAUUUUUACACUAAGCCAUUGUCACCAGUACCAACAAGUCAGAAAUCAGACUCUGAGGCCGAUGAUGUCUGAAGGUCUCGGCGGUCUGAAGGUCGUGAUUCUCUUUAAACAGAAAAAAUUGUAUGUAUAGUCACGACAUAAAAAAAGUUGUUUUAUGAAAUCAGGAAAGACCUGUGGGACCUACCACUAAGAAGAAAAAGAAUUGAAUAUUGCUCCAGAAAUUGAUCCUUUGUACUGAAAAACACUGGCAUGUUAGCAAUGCAAAAAAUGACAGACUUUGAGGAAAGUUUUUUACAGAGCUUUUGAAAACUGGCAGA
This is a messenger RNA of Mobula hypostoma (lesser devil ray), 2196 nucleotides long. RefSeq names its product ADP-ribosylation factor-like protein 13B. Gene Ontology annotation, biological process: non-motile cilium assembly; receptor localization to non-motile cilium. Lineage: Eukaryota; Metazoa; Chordata; Chondrichthyes; Myliobatiformes; Myliobatidae. The transcript has 14 exons. Gene Ontology annotation, molecular function: GTPase activity; GTP binding. The record is from RefSeq and is a predicted model, not a curated record. Gene Ontology annotation, cellular component: ciliary membrane; non-motile cilium. The coding region runs from base 194 to 1951 and encodes 585 amino acids.